AUGACUACUGAUUAUUCUGAAAACGACAAAUUAUUCUUAGGUCUUGAUUUAUCCACUCAACAAUUGAAAAUCAUAGUUACUAAUGAAGAUUUAAUCCCUUUGAAAACCUACCACGUUGAAUUUGAUGCUGAAUUCAAAGAAAAAUACAACAUCACUAAAGGUGUGGUUAAUGGAGAAGAUGGUGAAGUUAUAAGUCCUGUUGGUAUGUGGUUGGACUCUAUGAAUUAUGUAUUUAAUUCUAUGAAGAAGGACAAAUUCCCAUUUGAUAAAGUUGUUGGUAUUAGUGGAUCAGCACAACAACAUGGUUCAGUUUAUUGGAGUCAUGAAGCUAAUGAACUUUUAUCUGAUUUAAAACCAGAAGAAGAUUUAUCAGAACAAUUAAAGGAUGCAUUUUCUUGGGAAUAUUCACCAAAUUGGCAAGAUCAUUCAACUUUAAAAGAAGCUGAAGCAUUCCAUGAAGCUAUUGGUAAAGAAAAUUUAGCUAAAAUUACCGGAUCUAGAGCUCAUUUAAGAUUUACUGGAUUACAAAUUAGAAAAUUUGCUACUAGAUCUCACGUUGAAGAAUAUGCUAAAACUUCAAGAAUUUCUUUAGUUUCUUCAUUCCUUACAAGUGUUUUAAUUGGGAAAGUUACUGGUUUGGAAGAAAGUGAUGCUUGUGGUAUGAAUCUUUAUGAUAUCACCAAAAGUCAAUAUAAUGAAGAAUUAUUAGCUUUAGGUGCUGGUGUUCAUCCAAAGAUUGACGGUGUUGAUAAGAAUGACGAAAAAUACCAAAAAUCCAUUGAUGAACUUAAACAGAAAUUGGGUGAUAUCACACCAAUUACAUAUGAAUCAUCUGGUGAUAUUUCUCCAUAUUUUGUUGAUACUUAUGGAUUUAACAAAGAUGUUAAAAUUUACUCAUUUACUGGUGAUAAUUUGGCAACUAUUUUAUCCUUACCAUUACAACCAAAUGAUUGUUUGAUCUCAUUAGGUACUUCCACUACAGUUUUGAUUAUUACUGAAAAUUAUCAACCUUCUUCUCAAUAUCAUCUUUUCAAACACCCAACAAUGCCAGAUAGUUACAUGGGUAUGCUUUGUUAUUGUAAUGGAUCCUUAGCCAGAGAAAAGGCAAGAGAUGAAGUUAAUAAACAAAACAAAGUAUCUGAUUCCAAAAGUUGGGAUAAAUUUGAUGAGAUUUUGGACAAUAGUAAACACUUCAAUCAUAAAUUAGGUAUUUAUUUCCCACUUGGUGAAAUCAUUCCUCAAGCUCCUGCUCAAACCAUUAGAGCUGUUUUAGAAGAUGGUAAGAUUAUUCCUUGUGAAUUAAAUACUCAUGGAUUUAGUAUUGAUGAUGAUGCAAAUGCUAUUGUUGAAUCUCAAACUUUAAGUUGUAGAUUAAGGGCAGGUCCAAUGUUGAGUAAUUCUGGUGAUAGUUCAAGUGAUGAUGAAUCACCUGAAUCUACUAAAGAAUUAGAGAAUAUUUAUAAAGAUUUGACAAGUAAAUUUGGUGAAUUGUAUACUGAUGGUAAGAAACAAACAUUUGAAUCAUUAACUGCUAGACCAAAUAGAUGUUAUUAUGUUGGAGGAGCAUCAAAUAAUCCAAGUAUUAUUAAGAAAAUGGGAUCAAUUUUUGGUCCAGUUAAUGGUAAUUAUAAAGUUGAAAUUCCAAAUGCUUGUGCAUUAGGUGGUGCUUACAAAGCAAGUUGGUCUUUUGCUUGUGAAGAAAAGGGUAAAAUGAUUAGUUAUGCUGAUUAUAUUACUAAAUUAUUUGACACAAAUGAUGAAUUGGAUCAAUUUCAAGUUGAAGAUAAAUGGGUUGAAUAUUUUGAAGGUGUUGGUAUGUUAGCUAAGAUGGAAGAGACUUUAUUAAAACAAUAA
Molecule: messenger RNA, 1854 nt
Organism: Candida tropicalis MYA-3404
Lineage: Eukaryota; Fungi; Ascomycota; Pichiomycetes; Serinales; Debaryomycetaceae
Gene: XKS1
Product: xylulokinase
Exons: 1
Coding region: 1-1854 (617 amino acids)
Biological process (GO): xylulose metabolic process
Cellular component (GO): cytosol
Molecular function (GO): D-xylulokinase activity
Source: RefSeq, a predicted model, not a curated record